Molecule: messenger RNA, 1767 nt
Organism: Bacidia gigantensis
Lineage: Eukaryota; Fungi; Ascomycota; Lecanoromycetes; Lecanorales; Ramalinaceae
Exons: 4
Coding region: 1-1767 (588 amino acids)
Source: RefSeq, a predicted model, not a curated record
AUGUCUCGCUACGGUGACUAUAGCCCACGCGGUCCGCCCGCAGAACGUUGGACACCCGAACGCUUCGAACGCGAACGCGGGGGCCGCCGAAGCUCUGUUCUCGAAAGGGAUCGCUAUGAAGAGCGUGAUACAUACUCGAGCGUUGGUGGCAAUCGAAGACGUGAUGCGUCUGCCGACGAACUCUAUUCACGAGGUGGGGGUGGUACACAUGAGGACGAUCGCUACUACGACAGGCAAGAGCGCUUCGGACCACCAGCCCGGCAGCCGCAAGGAGGAGGGCGCGAGCGAGAUACGAGAUAUCACGAAGAAGACUACGAAUCUGGGAGGGGCGGUAGACAGACCAGAUAUCACGAAGAGGAUUAUGAGGUUGACAGCUUCGCGGGCAGCCCGACUCGAGGCGGUAGAUCACGCGGAUAUGAAGAUGAUCGGCGCUUUAGUGCAGGAAGACGUAAUCCACCUCGACCUGGAGGUUUGAUACGACGACAAAGCAGCUUAGACACCUUUGAUCGCAAACCGACCCGCCCACGCUAUGGUCCCCCAAGGCCACCAUCACCGCCAGAAAUCAUUGCAGUGCCAGGACCCGGCAGGCAUCGCCGAUCGAGCCCACCGAGGUACGGCUCAAAGGGCGGUUACGAUGAUAUUGGAGUUGCGGAACCUGAUCGAUAUGGUGACGACAAUUUUCAUGGCUGGAAAGAGAGAGAGAUUGAAACAAUACGACGGCGAAGGCGAUCAAGUAGCCCUCGCCCGAGGGAGCGAGAGUUAGAGCGAGAGGAAAUCAUUCAGGAAGACAUAAUUACUGAGCAACCCUAUCCGAGGAAGGGCAGAACGAAGAUGUCAGCACACCUUGUGAAUAAAAGGGCUCUCGUGGAUCUUGGGUACCCCUUUGAAGAAGACUUUACAGACGAAGGACAUUUCAUCAUCAUUCUCAAAGCCCUGAAUAAGGAGCUCAUUGACUUGGUGCUACUGAAAAGCAAAGAGUACAAUGAACGUGGCAAAGAGCGCCUCUACGCUAUCGAAGGUCCACCUCCUCCUCCCAACCGCGGCGAGAUCAUCGAACGUCGCGAAAUAAUCAUCGACAAAGCCGACUCCGAAGUCCCUCGCUCGGUCCGCGAAUGGGACGUCAUGAGCGGCACCGCCGGCGGCGGCGGCGGUCACAGUCACGCUGGCAAGAGCGACCACAAAUCGAAACACGGCGAUCACAAAUCUGAACACCGCAGCGAGCACCUCUCCGUCCACGAAUCCCACCACGGAGGGCGCAGCAAAUCCCGCGGGCGCUCACCUCACGGAAGCAGCCAUACUAAUACCACUAUAAAGAUUUCCAAAUCCCGCGAGCGCUCACAUUCGCCCGAGAAAGAAUUAGUGAUCGAGCGAAAACCAAGUAAAUCUCACAGGCAUCACUCGCGCCAUCGUAGCCACGGGAGGAAGAAGGAGUACAUUGAGGAAGAGGUGCAAGAGGUAGGUGAAAGCAAUAAAAUGCACACCGGUCCCUUGGCGCUUGUACUGCCCACAAGAUCAAAGAGUCGAAGGGGCAGUGAGAGAAAAGUCAAGGAGGAGAUACGGGAGCUGGAGAUUGAGAAGGAGACGUUGAGAAAGGAGCGAAAGAGGCGGGGAAGUCGUGCGAGGAGGAGGAGAGCGAGCUCAAGUAGUUCGAGCAGUAGUAGCGGAGGCGACACAGAGGUUGUGAUUGAGCGGAAGAGCAGCCAUGGUGGGAGGGAGGAUGUGAAGAUUGAGAAGGAUCGGAGAGGUAAGAUGCAGUUCGUUCGUUAA